Messenger RNA from Mustela lutreola (European mink), 3927 nucleotides. RefSeq names its product steroidogenic acute regulatory protein (gene STAR). NCBI's taxonomy places the organism in Eukaryota, Metazoa, Chordata, Mammalia, Carnivora, Mustelidae. The record is from RefSeq and is a predicted model, not a curated record. Gene Ontology annotation, biological process: steroid biosynthetic process; regulation of steroid biosynthetic process; intracellular cholesterol transport. Gene Ontology annotation, cellular component: mitochondrion; mitochondrial intermembrane space. Gene Ontology annotation, molecular function: cholesterol transfer activity; cholesterol binding. The transcript has 7 exons. The coding region runs from base 175 to 1032 and encodes 285 amino acids.
GUACAGCCUUCAGCUGGGGGGCAUUUAAGACGCAGAACCCUUGGCUGGUCCCCAGCCACAGCUGCAGGACCUAGAGGCAGACCUUGACAGCCUCAGUGGAGGCAGGAGAAGCCGAGGCAACAGCAGCAGGGGCCACAGCACCGCGCCCCUGCCUCUCCCCACUGCCUGGACACCAUGCUUCUGGCCACAUUCAAGCUAUGUGCUGGGAGCUCCUACAGACACUUGCACAACAUGAAGGGGCUGAGGCAGCAAGCUGUGCUGGCCAUUGGCCAGGAGCUGAACCGGAGGGCACUGGGGGGCCCGACCCCGGGUGCGUGGAUCAGCCAGGUUCGGCGCCGGAGCUCUCUGCUUGGUUCACGGCUGGAAGACACCCUCUACAGCGACCAGGAGCUGGCCUAUAUCCGGCAGGGCGAGGAGGCCAUGCAGAAGGCCUUGGGCAUCCUCAGCAACCAGGAGGGCUGGAAGAAAGAGAACCAGCAGACGAACGGGGACAAAGUGCUGAGUAAAGUGGUCCCAGAUGUGGGCAAGGUGUUCCGGCUGGAGGUGGUGGUGGACCAGCCCAUGGAGAGGCUCUAUGAAGAGCUCGUGGAACACAUGGAGGCAAUGGGAGAAUGGAACCCGAAUGUCAAGGAGAUCAAGGUCCUGCAGAGGAUUGGAAAGGACACAGUCAUCACCCACGAGUUGGCUGCAGAAGCAGCAGGAAACCUGGUGGGGCCCCGUGAUUUCGUGAGCGUGCGUUGUGCCAAGCGCCGCGGGUCCACCUGUGUGCUGGCUGGCAUGGCCACACAUUUUGGGGAGAUGCCCGAGCAGAAAGGUGUCAUCAGAGGUGAGCAUGGUCCCACGUGCAUGGUGCUCCAUCCCCUGGCUGAAAGUCCCUCCAAGACCAAACUCACCUGGCUGCUCAGCAUUGACCUCAAGGGAUGGCUGCCAAAGACCAUCAUCAACCAGGUCUUAUCACAGACUCAGGUGGAUUUUGCCAACCACCUGCGCAAGCACCUGGAGUCCAGCCCUGCUCCUGAAGCCAGGUGUUAAGGACCAGCCUGCUUCUUCCAACUGUCCUUAGCUGCACUGGCUUGCACGCUCAUCGGGAAGAUCUCUGCUAGAAGCCUACAAGUCUAAGAUCUUCAUCUGGGACUGUGGGAUGGGGUGGGAGUGUAUUUCCAGUAGGAUACUGGGACUCUGAUUGGUCAAAUUUUACAACUAAGAAAAUGGGGACAAGGCUUUUUAAGAGAAAGAGCUUUCUAACUUCAUUCGGGGAUUAGCUGCGAAAUGAAGGUUAAGGGACCCCAAAUAUUUGUAAGACUUCUUUUUGGGCCCUUACACUUCUAUUAAAAACAUCUUUAAAAUGGUACUGAUACAGGGUGCGAGGGUGCUAAACACAAUGACUGGGGCCUUGUGUUUUAUGGGCUCAUGAGCUCCAUUCCUCAUAGGCCAUGUGUGUGGAUGCAGCGGGGUUUGACAAAAGGGACUCCAGCAACCCUCUGCUCCUCUACCAAAUAAGUAGCAAGCAGCACCAAAGAUCAGCAACUCCCCACAGCAGGUGCCCUCAAGAAAUGUAGUCUAGGUUUUCUUGAUUGAAAAAAUGCAGAAAACUAAUUAAUUCCAUUCUCCUAUUUUUCCCAUGAGCACCAGUCAGAAUAAAGACUCAUAACCGACACAAAAACUUCAGUCUCUACCUGUUUGUUUAAAAAUUCUUUUUAAAAAAAUCAUUCUAGUAAACUGCAACUUUUUGAUAAAGGAGUCCUGGACAAAGGUUUUUUGGUUUUUUUUUUUUUUUUUUAAAGAUGUUAUUUGAAAGAGAGACAGAGAGAGCACAAGCGGGGGAGAGGGCCAUAGGAAGAAGGAUAAGCAGACCCCCAGUUCAUGACCUGAGCAGAAGCUGGACAAAGAUUUUAAUGAAACUAGAUCCCAUAGCUCACUAGAAGGAAAAACUACUGGGCACUUAGGUCACUCAAUUAUUUAAAAUCUGUUAUCAGGAUCUUUCAUAAGGGUUUAAUUUCCAUGAUAAGGACAAACCUAAAUCAAUUCUUGAAAGAACUCUAGAACUGGUGGCUGAUGGAUGAGUACUGGAAGAGGAUUCUGACUGAGGAUUUUUAUUUACUGACUUAAAAGAUAGAACAGAGGGACGCCUGGGUGGCUCAGUUGGUUAAGCAUCUGUCUUCGGCUCAGGUCAUAAUCCCAGGGUCCUGGGAUGGAGUCCCGCAUUGGGCUCCCUGCUCAGCUCCUCUGCCUGCUGCUCUGCCUACCUGUGCUCUCCAUCUCUCUGUUCAUAAAUAAAUAAAAUCUUAAAAACAGACAGGGCAGGACCAAAUAUGAGAGAAUGAAUGACAAAGUUGAACAGAAACAAAUCUUAUUAUUUUCCCUGAAGAGAAUGUUGAGAUCUGAAAAGGGAACUGAAUCUUUAGUUCAGAGCUAAUUAUAUCAGCUUCCAGCCUGGUUCAGGGCUGCCACUUUCUGCCAUUAACAGGUCAGUGUUUUACAAUCUCCAGGAGAGAUGGCUAAAAAGAGGUGCUAUGGUGAUAGCCAACUCCCCUUCCAAGAUUCAGAGAACUUUUGCUUUAAAGAUAUAAACUGGGAUGAGAUCACGUUGCUAAUGUGUGUAGGGAAGGUGCAAAUCCAACCCUUACCACCUGAAGCUUUUCGAUUCUGGUUCUAAUAGCAUUGCUGAUUUAAAGCAUUUGGAAAUAGAGCCCUAGCUUAUUUAUUAAAGAGUUUAGCAGGAGUGGGAGUGCUGAUAUUUAUUGAGCUAUUAAAAUUUUACAGCUCAGAAAAGCAUUUUUUAUUAUUUAUUCUGAUCAUUUCCUAGAGUGGUCUAUUUUUAGCAUAGAUCACAUUACUGUUGGGGCGCCUGGGUGGCUCAGUCCGUUAAGCGUCUGCCUUCGGCUCAGGUCGUGAUCCCAGGGUCCUGGGAUCGAGUUCCACAUCAGGCUCUCUGCUCUGCGGGAAGCCUGCUUCUCCCUCUGCUUGUGUUCCUGUUCUCACUCUCUCUCUGUCAAAUAAAUAAAAAUAAAACUCACACACACAAUUAUUGUUUAUCUAUCUGGGAGCUUCAGAAUGAGAGGGCAUAGUUGUAGAAGUAUUUCUAGAACAGAAUUAUCAUCCACUCCCAGCUAAGCGAAAAUGAUUGUUUAAAGAUGUUUAAAGAUGUGUGAAGCAAUAUACACUCUGGUUUCAAAAAAGAACAGGCUGAAAGCAAAACAAUGGCAUUUUACCACAUACCAGUGAAGUUUUGAGCUUGAUUGUAAUUUGCCUUCUUCAAACCAAGCAACUGUGUCUUUGAGGGGACUGGGAGAUAUUUUCCCACUUGUUUAAUUUUACAUUGGAAUAAAAUUAAGUUGUCAGUGAUGAUCUGCUUAGAGGUCUCCGUGAAGAGUGGGGAUUCUAUGAGCUCUCCAAAUGAACCUCGAAACACACAUGCUUUUAAAUAUAAAUGGGCAAAAUCAUUACUUCUGCAACCUCUGAUCUAUGAAAAUCCGAUGUACAAAAAUUUUAUCAUUUAAAUGGAAAGUGGGUGUACAAGUAACGUGGUAAUUUAUAUUACAAAGAAUUUACCUCCAGCUUCCCUAAUGAAUACUACCCUCAGUUGAAAACUAGAGCUAUAAUACAACCCAGGAAUCACAUUACUGGAUAACUACACUAAAUAUCCAAAUGUAGUGCUCUGAAGGGGCACAUGCACCUGAAUGUUUAUAGCAACAAUGUCCACAAUAGCCAAACUAUGGAAAGAAUCUAGAUGUCCAUCAACAGAUGAAUGGAUAAAGAAGAGGUGGUGUUUAUACACAAUGGAAUACUAUGCAGCCAUCAAAAGAAAUGAAAUCUUGCCAUUUGCAACGAUAUGGAUGGAACUAGAGGGUAUUAUGCUGAGUGAAAUAAGUCAAUUAGAUAAAGACAUUUUUCAUAGGAUCUUUCUGAUAUGAGGAAUUUAAGAGG